AUGGCAACAGGCAGGAGCACGGGGAGCCGGCAGUGCGACUGUCUGCCGGGCCGCCGCUGCGCCGCACUCUCUCUGCCACUAGCGGACAUUGCCUGGAACCUGGGCGCCAAAAUAGCGGUCGCCAUCGAUGUAGGCAGCCAGGACGAGACUGACCUCUGCAACUACGGCGACAGCCACUCAGGCUGGGGGCUGCUGUGGAAACGCCUCAGUUCCUGGGCCCAAAAGGUUCAGGUGCCCGACAUGGUGGAGAUCCAGUUGCGCCUGGCCUAUGUGUCGUGUGUGCGCCAGCUGGAGAUAGUAAAGUCGAGCUCCUACUGCAAAUACAUUCGCCCGCCCAUCGACCGCUUCAAAACCAUGGACUUUGGCAAGUUUGACGAGAUCUAUGACGUGGGCUACCAGCACAGCAAGGUGGUGUUCAGUGGCUGGGGCCGCGGUAACAUCAUUGAGAAGAUGGUGAAGGACCGGCGCUCGGCCGACUUCUACGAGAGCAAGCGCAUGGAUGUGCUGACUUGCCCCAGCGCGGGGUUCACUGAUCUGGCUGAGAUCGUGUCUCGCAUCGAGCCGGCCAAGUGCUACCUGUCCGAUGGCUACGCUGAUGGUGAGGAAUCUGACUACCUGACGGAGUAUGAGGAGGAAGGGCUGGACCCUGCGCGGGGAGAGGAGGAGCUGUUAGCGCCGGCUGAGUGGACCCACACUGAGGAGAAGAGUCUGCGGCACCGCAACUCCCUGCCCCAGGAGUGAGCCCAGCCGCCUGCUCCUGGACUGGGACAUAUGGAGCCUGCAGGCCCAGGGCUGGCACUAGGAGACUGCAGCCUGCAUGUGGCUGGGGCACUGGAGCUCAUCCUGCGCUGGAUCCCCUGGCCUGCAUCUGCUGCUGGAGUCCUGAGGCCAGCCUGGUUCCACUCGCUUAAUGGCCAGGGUUCUGCUGGGGUCAGCAGCCCUUCUACAGC
Molecule: messenger RNA, 950 nt
Organism: Mauremys mutica (yellowpond turtle)
Lineage: Eukaryota; Metazoa; Chordata; Testudines; Geoemydidae
Product: patatin-like phospholipase domain-containing protein 6
Exons: 6
Coding region: 1-741 (246 amino acids)
Cellular component (GO): endoplasmic reticulum
Molecular function (GO): phosphatidylcholine lysophospholipase A1 activity
Source: RefSeq, a predicted model, not a curated record